CACGCAUUUCCUGUUUGUUUCGUUGAAUUAUGAAUACGCCUUUACAAUUACAAAAUUUGUGAAGAAAAGUAGAAGGUAGAAGUAAAUUGAAAACAUGCCCGUUUUUUUUUUUCAUUCCGUGUACUUCAAGUUUCAAGAUUUUAUUGCUUGGAGCGCUCUGUUGGAGCAAAAGUGGCGGGAACGGGAAAGUAUUGCGCUUUAUCCAGAAAGCGUGCUUGUGAUGGUUUCUGCCGACGAAUUCAACUAAACAGUUAUUCACUUGUAUUUUGCUCACAAUUGUAAAAAUCUCUCAAGCCUUUUAUUCAAAUUCUUAUACAAAUCGAUACGGUGCACAUUUUGAAAGAUGGGUAUUCUUGGUUUAUCGAAAAUCAUUGCCGAUUUGGCUCCAGGUGCGAUUAAAGAAAAAGAGCUCAAACAUUAUUUCGGACGAAAAGUAGCUAUAGAUGCUUCCAUGUGUCUCUAUCAAUUUCUUAUUGCUGUGCGCUCUGAAGGAGCUCAACUCACAUCCGCAGAUGGUGAAACAACCAGUCAUCUCAUGGGUACCUUCUAUAGAACAAUAAGAUUGGUAGAAAAUGGAAUAAAGCCAGUAUAUGUUUUUGAUGGUAAACCACCAAACUUGAAAGGUGGCGAGUUAGCUAAACGAGCUGAGAGAAGAGAUGAGGCUCAGAAAGCUCUGCAAGUUGCUGAGGAAGCUGGCAAUGUUGAAGAUAUUGAAAAAUUCAAUAGACGCUUGGUGAAAGUAACCAGCACUCAUGCAGAUGAAGCAAAACAGCUUCUGACGCUCAUGGGCAUCCCUUUUGUGAAUGCGCCUUGUGAAGCAGAAGCUCAGUGUGCAGCUCUCGUAAAAGCGGGUAAAGUUUAUGCGGUAGCUACAGAGGAUAUGGAUGCUUUAACCUUUGGAAGUAAUGUCUUGUUGAGGCAUCUUACUUUCAGCGAGGCAAGGAAAAUGCCUGUUCAAGAAUUCCACUAUGACAAAGUUCUUCAAGAUAUGGAACUCAGUAGGAACGAGUUCAUAGAUUUUUGCAUCAUGCUUGGAUGUGAUUACACGAACUCAAUAAAAGGUAUUGGCCCAAAGAGAGCAAUAGAACUAAUCAAGGCUCAUAGAUCACUCGAAAAAAUAAUAGAAAAUUUGGACACGAAAAAGUACCCUAUACCAGAGGAUUGGAAUUACAAACAAGCCAGAGAACUGUUCACUAACCCGGAAGUAAUAGAUCCUGAAGAGAUUGAGUUAAAAUGGAAUGAACCAGAUGAGGAAGGUUUGGUCAAAUAUUUAUGCGGAGACAAACAAUUUGCCGAAGAUAGAAUAAGGAACGGAGCAAAAAAAUUACUCAAGGCACGCAAUACAUCGACGCAAGGUCGUCUCGAUACGUUUUUCAAAGUUCUCUCGACUACAACCCCAACGAAACGUAAAGCGGAGGAACUGAAGAAGGGUCAAGCUAAAAGAGGAAAAGCGACUGGGAAAACGCGCGGGAGACCAAGGAAAUAAGGCGUCCCGAUUAUGACCUGGUUCGAAUUUCUCUGUUAUCAUGGAGUACCAAACAUGCUUGGUCAAUUGUCCAUUACUCCGUAAGCUUUUAUACUCAUCUCUGACAAAUCGAUCAUUUUCAUUAUGUAUUUAUUCGAUAAAAUAUAGAUUAUAAACAUUUUUUGUUUCAUAA
Messenger RNA from Venturia canescens, 1658 nucleotides. It is a transcript of the gene Fen1, whose product is annotated as flap endonuclease 1. The record is from RefSeq and is a predicted model, not a curated record. The coding region runs from base 344 to 1486 and encodes 380 amino acids. The transcript has 8 exons. Gene Ontology annotation, cellular component: nucleus. Lineage: Eukaryota; Metazoa; Arthropoda; Insecta; Hymenoptera; Ichneumonidae. Gene Ontology annotation, molecular function: RNA-DNA hybrid ribonuclease activity; manganese ion binding; magnesium ion binding.